This is a messenger RNA of Trifolium pratense (red clover), 1031 nucleotides long. RefSeq names its product ER lumen protein-retaining receptor. Gene Ontology annotation, molecular function: ER lumen protein retrieval receptor activity. The record is from RefSeq and is a predicted model, not a curated record. The coding region runs from base 187 to 834 and encodes 215 amino acids. Gene Ontology annotation, biological process: endoplasmic reticulum to Golgi vesicle-mediated transport; protein retention in ER lumen. The transcript is spliced from 6 exons. Lineage: Eukaryota; Viridiplantae; Streptophyta; Magnoliopsida; Fabales; Fabaceae. Gene Ontology annotation, cellular component: cis-Golgi network; endoplasmic reticulum; membrane.
AUAAAAAAUUACAGAGAAGAGAAACGAAGCAAAGAGUUAAGACUAGUAACAUAUUCUGAAGUCUUCUUCUUUGCUUGUAUGCAACAUCCACACACUAUCGGAAAACGAUUUGUUGCAACCAAAACGCAAUCUUCUCUGUGAUUUCAACAAAUUUUCCAGAUCGAACAAUUUCAGAUCUAAGCGAAGAUGAAUAUUUUCAGAUUAGCUGGUGAUAUGACCCAUUUGGCCAGCGUCCUUGUUCUUCUUCUCAAGAUCCAUACCAUCAAAUCCUGCGCUGGUGUCUCGUUGAAAACUCAAGAACUAUAUGCACUUGUUUUCGCUGCUCGCUACUUAGAUAUCUUUACGAAUUACAUAUCAUUAUAUAAUACUGUUAUGAAGUUGAUAUUCUUGGGAAGCUCAUUUUCUAUCGUAUGGUACAUGAGGUACCACAAAAUUGUUCGUAGAUCAUAUGACAAAGAUCAGGAUACCUUCCGUCACUAUUUUCUUGUGUUGCCCUGCUUAGUGUUGGCCCUACUUAUCAAUGAGAAAUUUACAUUUAAGGAGGUGAUGUGGACAUUUUCCCUGUAUUUGGAAGCUGUUGCUAUACUUCCUCAGCUGGUACUGCUACAGAGAACUAGAAACAUUGACAAUUUGACAGGACAAUAUGUCUUUCUUCUCGGUGGGUACAGAGCACUAUACAUUCUCAACUGGGUCUAUCGCUACUUUACCGAGCCUCACUUUGUCCACUGGAUAACAUGGGUUUCUGGGCUUGUUCAAACACUGCUAUAUGCUGACUUCUUCUACUACUAUUUCCAAAGUUGGAAGAACAAUCAAAAGCUUCAUUUGCCAGCAUGAGCGUACUCUCCAUACACAAAAACCAAGGUUCUCAUGUCAUGUGGAUUAUUAACAGUGAGAAGAGAAGAUCAAAGUAUUUGUCUGGACAGCGGUUUCUGAUUUAUGAUUCCAUAUUUGUUUGUUUUUGCUCCCUCAAAUACUACUGUACUAAUGACUAGAAUAUUAUAGAUGAAAAGGCUUCAAUUAUUUUCUGAUGA